UCAACAAACAAUAAAAAAACAAAUGAAAUCUCGUGAAGAAGCACAAAAACAAUGUAUUUGGUAUAUCUAUUCCACUUUAAAAGGAAUUGAUUUAGUUCGUGCACGACAAAAUCCACGACAAUUUUUACCAUCAUACUUAUGUAAUGAUCAAGAUUUACAAGGAAUCAAAAUUGAAAUUAUUCGUUUAUCAGACUAUCCAUGGGAUACAAGUUAA
This is a messenger RNA of Rotaria sp. Silwood2, 214 nucleotides long. The record is from the annotation of a GenBank genome assembly. Lineage: Eukaryota; Metazoa; Rotifera; Eurotatoria; Philodinida; Philodinidae.